Messenger RNA from Malania oleifera, 2095 nucleotides. Its product is annotated as beta-amyrin 28-monooxygenase-like. Lineage: Eukaryota; Viridiplantae; Streptophyta; Magnoliopsida; Santalales; Ximeniaceae. The transcript has 4 exons. Gene Ontology annotation, molecular function: heme binding; oxidoreductase activity, acting on paired donors, with incorporation or reduction of molecular oxygen; iron ion binding. The record is from RefSeq and is a predicted model, not a curated record. Gene Ontology annotation, biological process: sterol metabolic process. Bases 129 to 1592 code for a protein of 487 amino acids.
GAAAGCAAAUCCUAAAUCAUCCCCCAUGAGUACAACUUCAACUCCAUAUAAGUGGGUGAUAAAGAGGGUUUACCACUUGCUGUCCAAGUUGGUUGCACAGCCAGAGCUAAACUCUACAAAAAUAACUGAUGACAGCACCAACACUGCUACUGUUACUGCCCCUCUUCUUCCUGUUCUUCUUCUUCUUCCUCUUCUUCAUAGUAAAAAUCAAGUUAACAGCCAGGAGAGGAGGGGGGGCAGAGGACUCGAGACUUCCUCCUGGAAGCAAAGGAUGGCCUGUGCUGGGGGAGACCCUGCAGUUUCUGGGAGCAAGCCGGAGGGGAAAGCCGGAGAGUUUCAUCCAGGAGCGAAUGGCGAAAUACAAUUCCCGGGUGUUCAGGACAUCACUGCUGGGAGAAAAUGUUGCUGUUGUGUGUGGACCGCCAGGGAACAAGUUCCUGUUUGGGAACGAGGGGAAGCUGGUGGAGAUGUGGUGGCCGAGCUCCGUGCGGAAGCUGUUCGGGGACCAGUGCCUGAUAAACAUGGUGGGAGAUGAAGCGAGGAGGGUGCGCAAGAUGAUGAUGGCAUUUAUGGGACCUGAUCAGGCUCUGGUGCAGUACUAUAUCACUGCCAUGGAAGAUGUCGCACACCGCCAUUUCACAACUCAGUGGGAAGGUAGAAAGGAGGUAAAGGUGUACCCAGCAGUCAAAUCCUACGCCUUCGAACUCGCUUGCCGCCUACUUGCAGACAUUGAAGACCCAGAAAGCAUUUCAAGGCUGGCAGCUCAAUUUAGUGUGUUCCUCAAAGGGGUCAUUCAAAUUCCCCUCCACUUUCCUGGCACAAGAUUCUAUUGGGCAAUGAGAGCUGCUGAUAAUAUCAGGAAGGAGCUUCAAGCCAUAAUCAAGCAGAGAAGAGUGGCUUUGGAACAGGAGAGGGCCUCAUCUUCUCAAGACCUUUUAUCACAUAUGCUUGUGACACCAGAUGAAAAUGGGAGGUUUUUGGCUGAGGUGGAGAUUAUUAAUAAUAUACUCACACUAUUGUUUGCAGGCCAUGAUACUUCUGCCUCUGCCAUAACAAUGCUUGUGAAGUAUCUUGGAGAAUUGCCUCAAGUAUAUGAAAAGGUGUUCAAAGAGCAAAUCAACAUUGCAAUGUCAAAAGAGCCAGGAGAAUCGCUGCAAUGGGAGGACAUCCAGAAGAUGAGAUACUCAUGGAGUGUUGUAUCUGAAAUUAUCAGAAUAGCGCCACCAAUAAUUGGUAGUUUUAGAGAAGCCUUGACAGAUUUAACAUAUGAAGGUUAUACCAUUCCCAAAGGAUGGAAGUUGUACUGGAGUGCUGCUUCAACGCACAAAGAUCCAAGCUUAUUCUCCAGUCCAGAGAACUUUGAUGUUUCAAGAUUUGAAGAAGCAGGAACUAGUCCAUUUUCAUAUGUUCCAUUUGGAGGGGGGCCCAGGAUGUGCUUGGGGAAAGAAUACGCACGGCUUGAAAUACUUGUCUUUCUACACAAUUUGGUGAAGAGAUUCAAAUGGGAUUUAGUGAUCCUCAACGAGAAAAUUGAAUAUGAUCCAAUGCCUACCCCAGCAAAAGGACUACUAAUUCAUCUUCGACCUCACUAGUCCAAAGCCUAAUAUCUCCACUUUAAAUUACCAAGUAGUUAAGCUGCAAAGCGUACCACUGUAUCAUAAAAUGCCAUCCAAUAUAACACCCACAAGCAAAACGUAACAACAUCACAUGUCUUUCAUGUUACUGAUGACCUGUAUUUAACACCCAUUUCCUGAUGUGGUAGAUCAAGUUGAAGAGUUCUAUGGAGUUCUACAUUACAUGGACCUGUACAUCCUGAAACAGCACUUUUAUAUUACUCCUAGCAUGUUGUCAUAUACUAUCCCAUGCUAUAUGCAUAUUCAAGAUUCCAAAACAUACAUAUUAGAGGAGUCCCUAAUCCAAUGUAUGUGUCUGUGCAAUUGUGCAUAUGUGCAAGUACACCUUUAUCUAUGCAUACACAUCUGUGUUCAAUUCUAGGCACAACUUUUACUUUUUUUAGCAUAAGCAUAGUGAUUAAACAAUGAUUCUUAAUAAUGGGACUAAAACUAAACCUGCCAUCAGAAAUGGUGUUUUGUCU